This is a messenger RNA of Orbicella faveolata, 2038 nucleotides long. Its product is annotated as bifunctional polynucleotide phosphatase/kinase-like. Gene Ontology annotation, cellular component: nucleus. Gene Ontology annotation, biological process: DNA repair. NCBI's taxonomy places the organism in Eukaryota, Metazoa, Cnidaria, Anthozoa, Scleractinia, Merulinidae. The record is from RefSeq and is a predicted model, not a curated record. Gene Ontology annotation, molecular function: ATP-dependent polydeoxyribonucleotide 5'-hydroxyl-kinase activity; double-stranded DNA binding; polynucleotide 3'-phosphatase activity.
GGGGNGGAGGGGUACUACGAACGUGUAUUUUUGUAGAGUACGAGUAAUCCCUCUUUCGAUUAGUCCGUCGCGCGCGACACGAAAGAAUAGAAAACAACGAGAAGAAAAUGGCUGCGUGAAAUCCUGGGGGCGAGGAGCACAAAACACAGAACAUUUGAUAAAUUUAAAUCUUUCCAAAGCCUGUUGGCAGAUUCGCAAGAACAUCACGGCUUGCGAACCCUGCGAACCCUUGCGAAGCGCAAUUCCAACGUUUCGAUUUGCUCCGGUUGCAAAGCUGUCUAUUGUCAGAAAGCGAGAUAAACGUUAACACUCCCGCAAGACGACACACGUAUCACGAAUGUUGACAACGUUCCUAACAUAAACCAAUCAUAUUUUUGCGUUGUGAGAGCUCCUUUCGCGCGCUCCUCGCCCCCAGGAUUUUACGCGGCCAUUUUUUUCUCGCGGUUUUCUUUCGCGUCACGCACGGCGGACUAAACCAAAGAGGGAUUACUCCAGCCUCCAGAAGCAUUUCCCGUCCAAAAUACUCAAUUUGGCGGCUCAGGCGCGCAAAUUCUGUUUUUCAACGCUAGCGUACCCUACAUAUCGAAGUGUGGGUUUUUUGUUAGGGAUGUAUAAUGGAGUGUGUAGCAAUUUGUUGCCAGAAAAGUCACGAUCCAGUUCCUCUUCCAGACGGGAAGAGUGUCUCUCUUGGAAGAGGACCUCUCACCAAGAUCACCGACAAGAAAUGUUCUAGAAAUCAAGUUCAGCUUACUGCAAAUUAUCUGGAAAAGGAAGUACAAGUUACUCAGCUAGGAAAUACUUCAAGCUGUGUUGGAGGUGUAAAUCUGAACAAAGGGGACUCAGCAUCCCUUGGACCUGGAGGAAUGUUUUGUCUCCUUGGAGACAGCUAUCGUUAUUUUAUUCACUUCACUUCAACAUCUUUUGAAAAAGAUGAUCCUGAUGAAGAACCAAGAGCAAAGAAAGCUCGUUGUGAUACCUUAAGUGACUCAGAUGAUGACAAUCUAUCGCAAGAAGACCUGGAGGAUAUACGCCGAGAAUUUGGCCAAGAGAUGGUUGAAAAAAUACAGCAGAAUCAAAAACAAGAUCAAGAGGUUUCCAAGCAGGAAAGUUCUCUUGCUUUUGAAGAUUGUUGGGAAAAUAUAGAAGGAAAGCUUAUUAUUUUUACAAGUAAAGGAAUAGAGGGAAGAUCAAAGAUUGCAGGUUUUGAUCUUGACAGAACUCUUAUUACCACACAGUCUGGGAAGGUGUUUUCUUCAUCAAUAACAGAUUGGAGGUGAGCAAGAUUCCUCUUUAACAAUCUUACAAUGGUCUAGGAUAAUAAUGCGUAAGACCUGCACUGUAUAUUGUACAGAUUGCUUGUUAAGUACUUAAUUUCCUGGUUUAUUUUUCUGGACACCUGUGCACAGCCCUUAUUGCAUAGAGAGUCUGCAUUCCCUGUUGAUGUUGCUCUAACCAGACCCUAAUUGCUGUAGUCCUGUUCAGCUUAUCUCCUCACAAAUUACUUCCCUAAAGAUAUCACAAAUUCUAGUGCUUUGUUAAUGCUGCCUCAUCAUCAGGCUUUUAGCCAGGAUUUGAAAAGUGACCGUCCAAAAUGUGCUAUAUAGGGCGUGCUCAACUAAACAAUUUAUUGGGCAACACAUGAAAAAUAAAAGGAUUUUCUUUAAUAAGUGGCUGUCCACAGGACGUCUGCAUGCCCAUCUUGCUAAAAGCCUGCUCUUCAGGCAAUGUACCUGCCGAGUUUCACGCAUUUAUGAUUAGGCGUGAGUCUCACAACUGCAGGUCAAAAAUGUUGAUCCUGUGUAUUCCUGCCUACAAACCAAAGUCUCAUGCAGAGUUGAAACAUUAAGCUGUUACUGCCUUAACCGACUCUAAAUAUGUAAACUCAAACCAAUGGAAUAAAAGAAAAGUGUGUAUUAAAAAAAAAGUGUGUAUUAAGUACAAUGGUACAAUGAAGGUGAGAAAAAUACCAAAUACUUUCUCAAUCUGGAAAAGAGACAUUGUAAACAAGGAACAAUAACCCAGCUCAAAGUCAAUGACA